GCGGCCUGACGGCUUCAUGAUUCUUUGUCCCCCGCUCAUGAGCCCCAGAAAGUGAACGCCAGCUGACGGCAACUGCAGAGGUUUCACCUGGUGGACGCGUUCGCCAUGUUCAGCGUCACCUUGGUCUGUGGGCGUCACGUGCUGCUGCCGGGGGCCUUCGACGCAGAGAAGACGCUGGAGGUCUUGGCCACGAAAAACAUCACUGCAACGAACAUGGCCACCUCCAUGGUGAAUCUGCUGCUGGCCGCCCCCGCCAGCCGCUCUUUGGACGGGCGCUUCCCUUGCCUGCGCCUGGUGUCCUGCGGGGGCGCGCCCCUGGGCCACUCGGCGCUGCUGAGGGCGCAGCGCCUAUUCGGCUCUGAGUUCUUCCAGUCCUACGGCAUGACGGAGUGCUGCGGCAAGAUCUCCAUGUCAAUGCUGAGUGGCUCGCAGCGCGGGGCGCCGCUGGGCCGGCAGAUGGCGAUGCUGUGCUCCUCGGGGAAGCCCUUCGAGGGCUUGGAGGUGCGGGUGGCGGACCCAGAGACCGGCGAGCCGGUGCCCUGGGAUGGCCGGACUGUGGGGGAGGUGCAGAUCAGAGGGCCCACGGUCUUCAAGGGCUACCUCAAGCCAGGCGAGGGCAAGGUGCAGCCGGAUCCCGAGCACUUCCUGCCUGAGGGCUGGUUCCGGACUGGGGACCUGGCCACCAUGUCGAGCCUGGGCUUCCUGCAGGUCAUUGACCGCCUCAAGGACAUGAUCCUGGUGGGCUCGGAGAAUGUGUACUGCAUUGAGGUGGAGAAUGCGCUCACGGCGCACCCGGCCGUGGCGCUGUGCUCGGUGUACGGGGUGCCGGGGCCCGAGAUGAUCGGGGAGUUGGUGAAGGCCGUGGUGCUGCUCAAGCAGGGCGCGCCGCGGCCAAGCCUCGAGGAGUUCCAGCAGUUCUGCGGGAAGUUGUUGGCCGACUUCAAGCUCCCCCGCAUCAUCGAUGUGGUGGAGUCCUUGCCCCUCAACAGCUCAGGCAAGGUCAUCAAGUCGGAGUUGAAGAAAAGGGACCGGGAAGCUGCGGCUCCGGAGGAGGCUGGCGAGGGGGAUGACGCUGUGAGCGAGCAUUGUUAUGAGGUUGCUUGGAAAAGCAAGUUCCUGAGCCCUUCAAGCGGCAAGCCGGGCUCUUGUGGGCAGUGGCUGGUGCUCUCAGCUGGCUCUGAUGAAGUCCCCGUCUCCCCUGCACUGCUGGGCGCUGUGUCUGAGCACUUUCGCAACUACAGCGCGGGGGGUGCCGUCGGCACAUGCUCCUUGGGAGAUGUGCCCUGCAUCUCGGACUUUGGAGGUUUGGAGGCACCUGCCGGCAUUUGCCUGCUGGUUCCAGGGGCCGACGGCGAAGGCGACAAGGUGCGAAUGGCUGUGCAGCGGGGCCUUUGUUGCCUCAUGGCUGUGGUGCGGGCGGCGGAGGCCAGGCAGAUAGGGAGCAUCCUGUUGGUCGCGCAGCACUCCAAGGAUGCGCCAGUGAUCGAAGGCCAGCCCUUGCCCCGAGAUCCUGCUGUGGCUGCCUGCUGGGCGUUUGUCAGGGCAGCAGCUGCAGAGUCCAAUAUCUCGUGGCGCUUGGUGGAACUCUGCGGCCAUGCCUCGCCCGGCGAUGCGGCAGGCGCCAUUGUUUCUGAAGCGGAGGCCACCUGUUUGAGUGAGCCAGCGGAGCGAGCUGAGGAGGUUGCAUGGGUGCAGGGCCGUCGGUAUGUCCCACGCCUGCAGCAAUUGGAGCAGGUGCCGGAGUUGAGCAAGCAGUUGCCCCGGGCUGGCUACAUCGGGGCAGCCGGAGAUGCUUCUAGCUGCAUUAUUGCAGGGGGGAACGGCAGCUUGGGUCGCUUGCUGGUGUCCUGCCUUGCGCAGUGCGGUCAGCUGAAAGACCUUGUGAUUGUGGGGCGGAAGGUUGGCAACAAAGCCUCCUUCGGAGCGGAGGUUGAGAAAUCUUCCUGCAAUCUCCAAUUCUUUUCCGCGGACACUGGGGACCUUGACAGCUGCAAAGGGUUGAUGAAACAUGUGCAAACAAAUGCGGCAACUUGCUCGCACGUCCUGAACUUGGCUGGCUUCCUGCCGGAGAGCGGAAUGGUCCCCUUGGCCAAGGACCUUCGUUGGUCAGACUGCGUGCCGGUGCUCCGGCCCAAGGUGGAUGGCACACUGAACCUCGCCAGCGCCUGCGAUGCGGCCUUCGGCGCGGGCAAGUGUGCCAUGGUGUGUUUCAGCAGCAUCUUCGGGGUGCUCUCCUACCCCCGGCUGGCGCCGUACGGGGCGGCCAACGGGUUCCAGGACGGCUUCACGGAGCAGCGCGCAGCCCGUUUCCCAGGCAGCGCCCAGACGGUGGCCUGGGGUGCAUGGGCGGAGACGGGCAUGGCCCACCGCGCUGGAGCAGGAUUCCACGCCUUUUGGGCUUCUGAGGGCAUGGGUUUUGUGCCGCCCAAGCAGGGCAUGGAGCUGCUUUGCCGGCUUCUAGCCUCCAAGAGCUGCCUGCCCCGCCAGGUCUGCGUCUUCCCGGCGCCUGGGCCUGGCGGGAGCCCCUGGCCGGCGGGUCUGGCGCGGCAUGUGCUGGCGCGAGACAUUGCGCUGACAGACCAAGCGGCUGAGGCCGUGGCAGUGGAGGGCGGAGCUGAGAACUUGGCGCUGGACAUCCGCGGGGUGGUGGUGGAGGUGCUGGGCACGUUGCUGGGCUGCGAGGCGGAGGAGGUGCCCAUGGAGGAGCCCUUCGCCAGCGCCGGGGUCACCUCCAUGAUGGCGGUGGACCUCACCUCGCGGGUGGGCAAGGCUCUGUCCAUCGCACUCCCAGCGACCUUGGCAUUCGAGGUCGUGAGCGCUGAGCAACUCUGCGCCUCGCUGGAGGCGCGCCUCAAGCCCAAGGCCAAGGAGGAGGUAGUUGUGGUGGGAGGUGUGAUGCAGAAAGCGGUGGCGGUGCAUGUGGUCGGUGCCUCCUGUAGCCUUCCAGGUGGGCGCCUGGGUACCACUACGGACGUGCAGCAGAUGUGGCAGCGCCUGGCGCAGGGCGCAGACUGCAUCCGCCUGCCGCCGCAGGGCCGGCCCGUGGCGGCGCCCCGGGACCACAGCCCCGCCUUCCAGACCCUGGGCUUUUCGGAAGCAGGCUAUUUGGAUGCCGAGUCCAUCACCUGCUUCGACCCCCCGGCCUUCGGCAUGAGCCAGUCGGAGGCGGAGAUUUUGGACCCGCAGCAGCGGCUCUGCGCCAAGGCGGCCUGGGAGGCCAUGGAGGACGCGUCGGUGGCGAAGGCGCGGGGCGCCCCGAUUGGUGUCUACGUUGGUGUCACCACAGUAGACUUCACAGACAUUGUCAUCAAGGAAGCUGGGCCGCCAUCUGCAUACACCGGGCCUGCACUAACCACGGCCAUUUGCUCCAAUCGCGUAUCCUACGUUUUCGACCUGCAGGGGCCGUCCGCAUCUGUGGACACGGCCUGUUCCUCCUCGCUGGUUUGCUGCAACAUGGCCAUGGCAGCCCUGCGGGGCAGCGUUUGCACGGGUGCACUGGUCAUGGGAGUCAAUGUCCAAGUGAACCCAUAUUGGACGGAGGCCUUCGCCGAAGCUGGCAUGCUUUCACCUACUGGGCGCUGCCGCUUCGGAGAUGACCGUGCAGAUGGCUACGUGAGAGGAGAGGGCAGCAGCUGCCUGAUGCUGUCCGAGGAGAGUGCUUACAGCCGAGGCUUGCAGAAGGCGGCGCCCUAUGCUGCACUGAAAGGCACCUAUUCGAACCAGGACGGCCGGUCCAAUGGCCUCACGGCGCCAAAUCCGAUGUCCCAAGCAUCCUUGCUGACUGCUGCUUGGAUGGACGCAGGCCUGGAUGUGGCCCAGGCCUCCUACGCGGAAGCCCACGGGACCGGCACGUCGCUGGGGGAUCCCAUCGAGAUCGUGGCCCUGGGCCGGGCCCUUCGGGGCAGGCAGCAGGGCCAGGCGGACCCCAACCUGGCCCACCUGCCAGCGCUCCGGACCACCAGCUUCAAGUCCAACAUCGGGCACCUGGAGUGCGGCGCGGGCAGCGCGUCCAUGGCCAAGCUGGUGCUGGUGCUGCGCAAGGCCUUCAUCCCCCCUUCCCUGCACCUCAAGGUGCUCAAUCGCCACAUCCUUUGGGAGGAUGUGGGUGUCCGGGUGGUGACCGAGUGUGAGUCCUUGCGCGAAGGAAGCAGCAUCUCUUCGGAGCCAGUGUCUGGCUGCGUGAGUGGCUUCGGCUUCGGAGGCUCCAACGCGAAUGCGGUCAUGAGUGCCUUGCCGGAGGGGGAGCCGCGCUCCUCCCGCCGCACAGUGGUGGUCCCCAUCACCUCGAGCAGCAAGUCGAUUUCGGCCACAGCCGACCGCUUGCAGGCCUGGGUUGAGACACAGAUGGCCGCGGAUGGCAAGAGGACACCCCUGCUUGGGAGCUUGGAGGCGCUGUCCCGCUCCGCCGGCCUCCGGGCCACCCGGCCCGCACAGGGCGGGGGAGGCGGCGCGGCCAAGGUGGCGCUGGUGGCCGGCAGCUGGGCGGAGCUGCGGGCGAAGCUGCAGAAGCUGAGGCCGCGGGAGGUGGCCUCCGCGCGCCCGAGGCUGGCGCUGGUGCUGUCCAGCGCGGAGUGCGGCAGCGCCUUCGCAGCACUUCGGCUGCUUCAGGCCAUGGCGCGGCCAGAUGCCUGGUGCAGCUUCCAAGGGAAACUGGCUGAGCUGAGAGGCGAGCUCCAGAGCACGGAGGGCGCUGCCCUGGCAGCGCUGGUGGGCGCGGGGGCAGCGCUGGUGGAGGACCUCGGCGUCCAGGCCACGGUGGUUUGCGGCCACGGGCGCGCCGGGGAGGCGGCGGCACUGGCUGUGGCCGGGGCGCUGCAGCCCCGCGAGGCCCUCCAGGUGGCUUUGGGAGGCGCAAGCGCUUGCGGCAGCUGCUAUUGGCCGCCCGCUUCACCAGUGGCCUUCUCCAGGCUGGGGCUGUUGUCGCAGAAGCCCAGCGAGAAGGACCUCUCCGGUGCCACAUGUGGAGGCUUCCAAGGGUUGGCAUCCGCAGUGCAGAUGCUUCAGUGCGACCUGGUGCUCGAGCUGUGCAUCGGCGCCCCAGUGGUUGCAGGCUCGAAGGUCUCCGUGCCAACGGUGGCUGCCAGCAUCGGGCCCCCGCUGGACGGCCGCAUCGUCUCCAGCGACGUCGCGGAGCGCAGCAUCCUCGAGGCCGCCGCGGAGCUCUUUGCGCGGGGGGUGCCCGUGAACUUUGCGGGUCCCAUGGGCACAGGCCCUGUCAGCCGACUCCCUCCGCCAGGCUUGGCACCCAAGGUGUGCUGGCCUUGUGACCCAGCGAUCGGCCAAUGGAGUCGGAAGGACAUCUUCACCGAUGCGUAUCAUGCCCAGUGGGUGCCUGCAAACUCCUCACCUGGCGAAGGGCGGAGCUUUCUCAUUUCUGGAGGCGCUGCGGCAGCGCGGCUGGCUGCAGCGCUGUCAGAGCGCGGCUGCGUUGCAGCGGUGGGCAGCCCCUCCUCCGCCACAUCUGGGGUCGAGUUCGUUUUCGUAUAUGACCAGGCAGGUGGAAGGCCUUUGCAGCCAACUCUUGCGGCGGCACGCGCGGCGCCUCACAGCAUGUUGCAGUGGCUCCGCAGCCUGCCAAAGAGUGCCAACAAGGCGGCUGUACUUACGGUCGGUGCGCACUCUGCAGAGCAAGACCUGCGUGCUGUGCCUGCUGCCGCGAUUUGGGGAGCUGCCCGGUCAGCAAGGCAGGAGCUGAGCGACUGCAGGCUGCGAUGCAUUGAUUUGGAGCCAUCUACUGCUGAUCCCUAUGCUUGCUUUGCCGACGAGCUCACCCAUGAGGAAGCCAGAGACGUUUUGCUUGAAGGAUCCCAGCGCCGCGUUCGAGUGCUGCAGAGUUUGCAGCUGCCCUUGUUGCAUACACCGGCCCAGCGCUUCUCGCCCGCUUUCGGAGUUACUGGGGGCACAGGAGCUUUGGGGCUCAUCCUGUCAGAGUGGCUUGCCGGCCAAGGCACCAAGGCUUUGGUCUUGGCUUCUCGCAGCGGCAAGAUUCCGGAUGAAAACAAGAGCCUGUGGGAGAAUCUGUGCAAGUUGCAGGUCUCGGUGGAGCUGUGCCAAUGCGACGUGAGCUCCGACCCCUCGGCCUUCAUUCAGCUCCUGAAGUCUGCUGGCUCCCCCUUCGGCUUGGCGCAUCUGGCAGGGGUUCUGCAUGAUGGCAUGUUCCAGCGCCAGGAUUUGGACGUUUUGGACCGCACCAUGCGGCCCAAGGUGGAUGGCGCCGCGCAGCUGGUCGAAGCCUUGCGCGCCCUUGGCGGCGCGCCCCUGGAGUUUCUGUGGCUCUUCUCCUCAGUGACGAGCUGCAUGGGCACCUUGGGCCAGAGCGCCUACGGCGCCGCCAACUCGGCGCUGGACGCCAUGGGCGUGGCCUGGCACCAGGGCCACGUGCUGGGGCCCUCUGCGGGCACCACGCGGGUGCUGCAGUGGGGGCCUUGGGCGGACUUUGGUAUGGCCGCCGGCCUGCCGGAGGGGAGCACCUCUAUCUACAGGCCCUGGCACGGGCACCAGGCCAUGCUGGCCCUGGAGGCAACGCUGACAGCCCGGACGCCGGUGGCAUGCCUUGCGCGCUUUGACUGGCAGCAGGUGAUGCAAGAUUUCGCGCACAGCUCCUACUACAAGGGCUUUUUGCAGGAGUUCACGCAGGAAAGCACAAACCAAAGGAGUGUCACCCCCCUGGCCCCGGUAAGUGGUGCAAACGUGAAGAAUACCAUUGUGCACACCCUGCAGCGCUUUUUGCCGAAUGGGACAGAGGGCCUUUCAGAUGAUGCGGAGUUUGACGAGCUGGGACUUGAUUCGCUGUCUGGUGUGGAGGCAUCGCGGGCAUUGGCAGCCGCGCUUGGCCCUUUGGGCAUCACAGGAAUCAAGCCGACCUUCCUAUUCGAAGCGAACUGCUUGAAUAGCGUGAUUGCAAAGUUGCCAGCUCCAAAAGCAGUGUCGCAGCAAAGUGCAAUGCAAUCUGGUUCAGAUGCACUGGCCAAGCACGCAUCCCCGGCUGAGGUGAAAAAGACAGUGAUUGAAACACUGAGCCGCUACCUCCCAAAUGGGACAGAGGGCCUUUCAGAUGAUGCGGAGUUUGACGAGCUGGGACUGGAUUCGCUGUCUGGUGUGGAGGCAUCGCGGGCAUUGGCAGCCGCGCUUGGCCCUUUGGGCAUCACAGGAAUCAAGCCGACCUUCCUAUUCGAAGCCAAUUGCUUGAAUAGCGUGAUUACAAAGUUGCCAGCUCCAAAAGCAGUGUCGCAGCAAAGUGCAAUGCAAUCUGGUUCAGAUGCACUGGCCAAGCAAGCAUCCCCGGAUGAGGUGAAAAAGACAGUGAUUGAAACACUGAGCCGCUACCUCCCAAAUGGGGCGGAGGGCCUUUCAGAUAAUGCGGAGUUUGACGAGCUGGGACUGGAUUCGCUGUCUGGUGUGGAGGCAUCGCGGGCAUUGGCAGCCGCGCUUGGCCCUCUGGGCAUCACAGGAAUCAAGCCGACCUUCCUGUUUGAAGCAAGCUGUGUGAGAUCAGUCUUUACCAAGGCGAUGGAGUCCAUGUCGGUGGUGAAGACCUUCACGGAGAAGAUGCCGCAGACGCAGAUGGGCAACCAGCUGGCACUCCAGGUGGACUUCCACUCGGUGGGCGAGGUGUCCGGGUCUACGCGGAUGCUGAUGGCCGCGGUUGCGACUUCCUUGGCGUGGUUCCUGCGGCUGCUGGGGUGGCUGCCCUUCCUGGGGUUGCUGCUGGGGCUGAUGAGGCCGCAGGAGAUGGUGAGCGGGCUGGACACCGCCUUGCUCUUCUACAUGCUCUUCAUCCUGGCCACGGUCAUGCAGUUCUACCUGGCGCUGCUGACUCUUUGGGUGGCCAAGAACCUGUUUCUGGGAAGGGUGAAGGAGGGCCUCUGGCCUACGUGGGGCUGGAAGAUGGCCUGCCUGAAGGGCAUCCGAAGCUACGAGGAGAGCGUCUUCCAAUCUUUGUUUGUGAGGUGCUUCGAGCGCACCGAGAUUCCGAACAUCAUUUGGCGCCUGCUGGGCACACAGGUGGGCCGGGGCGCCUAUAUCUCACAAUCGGAUGACCCGCCCUUGAUGGCCUGGGACAUGAUGAGCAUCGGGGAGAAUGCCAUCCUUGAUGGGACCAAUGUCUUGGACGCCAGCCGCACCUUCCACAUGAACCAGCGCUUGUCCAUUGGAAACGAUGCAGUUAUUUGCGCCAAUGCCAUCAUCAAGGGCGGCGCCACCGUGGGUGACGGCGCGGUGGUGUUGCCGAACACGACCCUUGCAGGCGCCCUGGGCUCGCGGGAGGUCUAUGACGGCGGCGUGGGGAGCACGGGCCAUCUGAGGGCUCACGAUCUGGAGGCCGAGCGGUGCCUCUCUUUGCCUCGGCGCACACCCCUGGGUCUGGCCGCAUCCCUGGUGGUUUUCCCUUUCCUUUGCUGGCUGCGGGUGCUCAGCAUGUGGCCCUUCAUUGUGGACAUUGCCUUCCUGGCGGGGAGGUACUUGCCGUUGGUGUUGGGGGGGCGCCAGCCCUCAGAGGGGGACGUGUCCUCGACUCUGCUGCUGUUCCCGGCCAUCUGCGUGCUGUCCACCUUGAUCUACGAGCUCCUGGUGGUGGGCGCCGCGGUGGCCGCCAAGUGGAUGUUGCUGGGGCGCCUCAGGGAAGGCCGCAGAGACGUGGGCAAUUUGUUCCUCUUCCGCUUCGAGAUCUGCUUCAACCUCACCACCCACGCGGCGCAAGUUAUGAGGAGCACGGCCCAAACUGUGGCCAACAAUGCGUUCAUCAAGGCGAUGGGUGGCAACGUGUCCUGGAGUUGGAUGCCAUCUCCGCUGAAUGCUGCGGCAUACUUGUCAGCCGACCUUGUCACUAUUGAGCCCGAUGCCUUCACAGCCAGCAAGACCAUGCUCAAUUGCAUCAUGCUGAGCCCGAGUGAUGGCAAGUUGCCAGGGGUGUCGCCAGUAGCUAGCGGAUGGCAGCUAUGCUGCCACAGGAUCCAUUUGGGGGCCCGGUCCUUUGUGGGGCCCAUGACGAUGGUCACUCCCGGCGCCGCGCUGGGGGAGGGCAGCGCCACGAUGGAUCAGACCUUUGUGCCCCCCGGAAUGCUGGUGCCCAGCUGGCGCACGCUGAUGGGCACCAGCGUGGACGGCAGAUUCAUGGUGAAGCGCAAGCAGGAUGAGAGACUCCCGCAUGGUGCGUUCCCCUACGCAUUGUCAGUCUUCCUGAACAGCCUGGCUGGACGUGUCGUGCGCCUAUGGCUGAACUUCGCCAUUCCAGCCGUCAGCAUGGUGGCUAUUCGGUGGCACUGGGGCACUGCUAUUGCGCCGUCUCUGGGCAUGCUUCUGGUAAGCGACACCACGUCCCUUAGUGCCGCAAAGCUCAGCACCGAUCUGGAACAGCUUCUUACAUUUUCUCUGCAGUGGGUUGGCUUGAUGCUGAUUUUAGAUACAAUUGGUCACAGCCUGUUGUUUGUCCUUUCCAAGCACCUGGUGCUUGGGCGCGUAACAGAGUCCAGCGGUGGCCAGCUGCGAGGCUGGGGCAACCUGAGAUGGGUCUCCACCGUGACGAUCACCGCCUUUAGCAUGCUCUCCGUGAAGCUUUUUACUCACACGCCCUUGAUGUGCUGGCUGGCGAAGGCAGCCGGUGCCCGUGUGGGCAAGGGCUGCUACAUCAACUACCGCGCUCUGCUGACAUGUCCGGAACAGGACAUGAUCACUCUUGGCGACAACGUUUUCAUAGGAGGCGCGUUCUAUGCCCACGAGUUCGGGGCCUCGAACUUGGUGUUUAAGGCGGUGAAGGUGGGCGAUGGCGCCCACACCGGCGGCCGCGCCGUGCUGACCCCGGGCUCCCGGGUGCCUGCGGGAGCCAUCAGCUUGGAGGGCGCCCUGGUGAUCCCUGGCAGCACCGACCCCAAGUCCGAGAAGAAGCAGUACCUCAGCGGAAACCCCGCUGUGGCCGAGACCACUCCCUUUGAUGGCCUGCUGGAAGUGAACGGCCGACAUCUCUGAAAUGCCUCUCGCUGCUCUCAGAAGUGAAAUCGCUUCUCGGAGGCAGUGCGAUGAUGCAGUGCGUAGUGAUCUUCGUGUGUGGUUGGGUCGCAGUGGACA
Messenger RNA from Effrenium voratum, 10062 nucleotides. The record is from the annotation of a GenBank genome assembly. Lineage: Eukaryota; Dinophyceae; Suessiales; Symbiodiniaceae.